Molecule: messenger RNA, 2232 nt
Organism: Anopheles bellator
Lineage: Eukaryota; Metazoa; Arthropoda; Insecta; Diptera; Culicidae
Product: Bardet-Biedl syndrome 2 protein homolog
Exons: 11
Coding region: 1-2232 (743 amino acids)
Biological process (GO): non-motile cilium assembly
Cellular component (GO): BBSome; neuron projection; ciliary basal body
Source: RefSeq, a predicted model, not a curated record
AUGGAUAUCUCCACGAAGCCAGUGUUUUCGUUUUCAUUGAAUUAUAAAAUAUUUGAAAAGUUAGUGACAUGCGGAAAGUACGACGGUAUCCAUUCGUGUCUCACGAUGGUAACCACCGCGGAUAAGAUCCUAAUACACACGCCGCACAAACGAUACGGGCUGCAAAACUCCAAACUUUCGAUUUCGGAAAUCAAAAAUGACUUUGCACUGCUCAACAUGAACUUUCCGAUACGGGCCAUCGUGGCCGGACGUUUGAAGAAGGACGACGAACGUGACAUUCUGGUGAUUGGAAGUCCUUCACACGUUUUAGCGUACCAUGUGGAUGAAAACUGUAACAUGUUCCAACGAGACUUUCACGAGGGCGUUCGAUCGGCAACGAUCGGAUCCUAUGCUGGUCGGCCGGGCAACACCUUGAUUGUUGGUGGAAACGCCGUUGUCCGAGGCUACGACCAGGACGGGAACGAAGUGUUUUGGUUGAUAACGGCCGGCAGCGUCGUAUCAGUGCUGCUAAUCGACAUCGAUAAGGAUGACCAAAACGAGCUCGUGAUUGGCACGGAUGAUGGAUGCAUUCGGAUCUACAAGCAGGAAAUGCUUCUGCACGAGUUCGCCGAGGGCAACGAGAUCCAAAAUCUGGUUGCACUUCGGCCGGGGCAAUUUAUGUACAGCGUGAAAAAUGGUACGAUCGGAGUGUUUGAGGAAAAUCUGCGCCAGUGGCGCAUCAAGUCGAAGACGCGGGCCACGGCGAUGGCUACGUACGAUAUUUUGGGCUGCGAAAGCAGGCAGAUGAUCGUCGGUUGGAAGAGCGGCAAGGUGGACGUCCGGGAUCCGCGUGGCGGUAAUGUGUGGUUUAAGAUGAAGAUGAACGACUUCGUGUGCGGGAUGGCGUGCAACGACUACCGGGGAAUCGGAAUACUGGAUCUCGUCAUCGUUACCGCCGACGGAGAAAUACGAGGCUACACAACGCCAAGCGUUAAUAUGCUGACGCUGCACAACAUUGCCGACGAGGAGAUGAACAGUUUGCUGACGCAGAAGCAAAAACUUCUGCUCGAACUGAAGCACUACGAAAAUAACAUCAAGUACAACAAAGAGAUACUUGGCAGCACGAGCGAAAGCAAUCUGGUGCAGAGUGUUCCGGACAAUGUUGGGAUCAUACCUUCGAACACGCGCCUCCAGAUCGGCAUCUCGACCAGCUACGGUAGCAGCGAUAUGAAUAUUGACAUCACGGUGUCGACGAACAAUUCCACCACGAUCCGGGCGGUGCUGAUCUUUGCCGAUCAACUGUUCAAAGAGGAAACACUGAUCGCACACCUGACGAAGGAUGUGUCGCGGAUACUGAUACCGCUGAAAACCGUCAAGGACAAUGCGCAGGACAUCCACAUCAAGGCAUUCGUCGGGUACCCGAACAGUGUGCAGUUUCACGUGUUCGAACUCACCCGCCAGUUGCCCAAGUUUGCGAUGUACACCAUUCCUCACAAUCUAACGGGAUCACCGAAAAGUAUCUCCUACAUAAACAGCCUGCCCAAACCGAAGCCCGUUGGCCCGGGGGAGUGUUACGUCGAGUUUCGGAUCACGGAACGUCUGAAGCGCCUUUGCAUCUGGGUCAACCAGAACUUCCUGCUUCCGUCCGACAUCGAGUAUGUGACAGCAGACGCGGACGCCACGGAGCUGCACCUCAACCUCAUCAGCCUCCGCACGGGCAAGAGCGUGUGGCUGCACUUUAGCUACGACGGCAAGACACGCUUCUACACCGAGGACAUCGGUCUCGCCGGUGACCUCGUACAGUCGUUGGCGCAGUUUCUGAACACGGACAGCCUGAACUCCGUCGCCUGCUUCCCGGUCGUGUACGAAGAAAUUAAAGAGCUCUUCGGCAAGCUGCGUGGUCUGCAGGAAACGGAGAAGCAGAUCAACUCGGAGAUCGUGGAACAUGUGAACCAAAUCAAGAGCCAUCUCAUACGGGCCGAAGAUGCACGGUACUACAAUGGGGAGGACGUCAUCAAGCAUCACAACGGCAUGAUGGCUACCAACGAAGAUCUGGUGAAGAGCUACAAAAUCCGCCUGGCCAACACGAACGAAAUACAGCAAACGCUGAAGCGCAUCCACGGAAUUCUGUACAACGCGUCAAGGUUGAGAGCUGGCACCUUCGCCGCGGGAAUGAUCGGCAGGUUCAAGGAAGCACUUAAGACGAACAACAUCGACGCGGUACUUAAGAUCAUUGAGCUGGGUGAAAUGUAA